This is a messenger RNA of Microsporum canis CBS 113480, 4239 nucleotides long. RefSeq names its product superkiller protein 3. Gene Ontology annotation, molecular function: protein binding. Gene Ontology annotation, cellular component: Ski complex. The coding region runs from base 1 to 4239 and encodes 1412 amino acids. Lineage: Eukaryota; Fungi; Ascomycota; Eurotiomycetes; Onygenales; Arthrodermataceae. The transcript has 3 exons. The record is from RefSeq and is a predicted model, not a curated record.
AUGCCUCCUAAGAGCGCACUGAAGGCUAUUCGGGCAGAUCUGGAUGCUGGAGACUACUCCCAGGCAGCUCAAAAGGCAUCCGAUCUCUGCGCACAGGAGCCUCAAAACUAUCAUGCCCACAUAUUCCUGGGCCUGGCUAGAGAAAAGCUCAACGAGCACGAUGCGUCUGAAAAGGCAUAUGGAUCCGCUAUCAAGAUAAAAAAUAGUGACAAGACUGCCUGGCAAGGGCUGAUUGCCCUCUAUGAGUCCCAAGGCCCGAAAAGAAUAGAGAGCUAUGGAAAAGCCGUAGUGCGCCUCUGCAACAUAUUUGCAGAUACCGAUGAGUAUGCCCGAGCCCAUGGAGUAUUGGACAAGUAUAUCAAGUUUGUAAAAGACCAAGGGUCAAAGAUCCAAUAUAUCCAUGCCCUGCAGCUGCAGCUACCCACUAGCCCUAUCUACAAGUGCGUAGAGGGGCUAGUUCCCCGGCCUUCUGAAGCCUAUCUCCGUGUAGCUGAGCUCGCUGAGCAAGAGGAGAAGGAGUUUAUCAACCGUGAAAUAGGAGAACGACGGACCAGGCUAGGUGCGCGGCUUGAUCAGGUUACCACAGAGGUAAAACUUGAAGCCUUCAGCCGGAGUGUGCUCAACGAAUUAUACCAGGGAAUUAUCAAUUGGACAAAUGACGACGAAACACGCCGUUCUCACGAAGAAAAACUUCUUCAGAGGUAUUAUGACCAACUCCGUGUCCUCCCCACUAAAAAGAAGACGGCAAACAGGGAAUUGGUUCUGAAGGCGGCGCACGAUAUGGUAAUUAUCAAGCACCCGUUUGAAUUAGCAUGGAGAAUAGUUUUCGACUGGAACGAUAUUGAAAAUCUCUCAGACUUGGACGUUACUCUAUUAAGAGACUUCAUCCUCUUAUUCCCCGAUCAUGGCCUUAGUAAGGUACUCAACGGCUUUCUCAACACUAGCAUUUCCCCAUUUCCCCAAGAAAAUACAGGAGAGGGCGACGAGGCUGUCAGCACAGCACGAAAUCCUGAAACCGAGGCCCGCAAUAUGAUCGAAGACUAUCUGUUACUGAUGACAGAGGGCUUAGACCAGGCUCCCGAGUCAGUCUUGGCUCAUAGGAUCAUGGGAGAAGUGUAUUCUCACCUCGAGGAAUUUCAGACAGUUGUAAAGGUAUCCCGGAGUGGUUUGACGAUCAACUCCGAUAUACGACGUGAUACAGGGCUUAGGCUCCAGAAUACGGUGGAUUCGCUCAAUGUCAUGCUGGGCACUGCGCUCAUCUCAUACCAGUCACCCAGGCAUCAUCCGGAAGCAAAAGCCAUAUUUGAGGAUGUACUUUCACGAAAACCCCAGGAGGAUAGCUGUCUUCUCGGGUUAGGGCUCAUCUUGGAGGAGGCCCAUGACUAUACUGCAGCUAUGAAUUUACUAGCUCAAGCAUUGUUGAGGAAUGAAAAGAAUGCUAAGGUCCGCAGCGAGCUAUUUUGGUGUAAAAUCCAAAAUGGAGAGCUGGACGCUGCCUUGAAAGGGCUUGAAGAAACUUUACCCCUAGUCCAGGCCCAAGAUUCGCGCUGGCAUAGCCUUAGAGCUGAAAUUCUAUACCGCAUUGGAUUCUGCCAAUGGGAGCUAGACCCCUCCCCCUCUGCCAGAAAGGACCGCAGCGGCUCUUAUUCCAAAUUCCUGGCAUCCAUACAAGCGGAUAUGAACUAUGCACCGGCAUAUUCUAGCCUUGGCGUGUACUACGCUGAUUACAAGAAGGACAAAAAGAGAGCCCAGAGAUGUUUCCAUAAAGCUGUUGAGCUCUCAUCAUCCGAGAUUAUGGCAGCGGAGCGCUUGGCUCGAGAAUUCGCUGAUCAAGGUGACUGGGACCUGGUUGAGGCUAUUGCCCAAAGAGUAGUAGACUCAGGAAAGGCAAAGCCGUCCCCCGGAUCCAAGAGAGCUGGAUAUAGCUGGCCUUUUGCCGUCCUAGGUGUGGUUGAAAUAAACAGACAACUUUAUGCAAAGGGUAUCGUCCAUUUUCAAACUGCAUUACGAAUCUCUCCUAAUGACUACCAGUGCUGGGUCGGCUUGGGUGAAAGUUAUUAUAAUUCAGGACGAUACAUCGCUGCCACCAAGGCAUUCCAGAAUGCUCAGUUAUUAGAAUCCAAUUUGUCAGAGUCAGGACGUGCCCAGAUAUGGUACUCAAAAUAUAUGAUGGCAAAUUUAGAAAGAGAACUCGGAAAUUAUGAAAAGGCUAUCACAAUGUAUGAAGAGGUCAUGCAACUGAGAAACGAAGAAUUUGGCGUAUCUGUUGCAUUACUACAAGCCCUAACUGAGGACGCAUGGAAGGCGGCCGUGUCCGGAUUCUUUGGGGAAGCUGCCGAAAAAGCAAAACGAGCAAUAGAGACAGGCUUGUCCGUGACGCGUUAUCACCCCAGCGGCUUUAAUCUAUGGAAAUCAAUUGGCGACGCUUUUUCUAUUUUUUCUUGGGUACAUGACAAAUCAUCAUGCAUGCCUAUCGCAUCUUUUAUGGCGGUGCUCAAGAGAAGCUGUGACAGCGCCGCCUUCAAUAUUCUCUCCAACCUAGACGGAAUUGGGGAGGACAUUGACGCUUUAUUUGACAGUUUACAGAACAUCGGCAAGCCGGAUCCCUUAAUCCCGAUAUACGCAACCAUUUUAGCUUUCAAGUAUGCACUCUCUGCUUCCGCCAAAGACACCCACGCUCAGGCAUUGGCAUGGUAUAACUUAGGCUGGGCCGAAUAUAGAGCUCACACGCAACGAUCUUCGACUUCAAAGGGCUCAAAAAGCCGGAGGAAGAGCGGAUUUAUCAAAGCUGCAAUCCAAUGUUUUAAAAAGGCAAUAGAGCUUGAAGCUGGGAAUGCUGACUUUUGGAAUGCACUGGGCGUUACUACGUCUUCGCAAAGCCCAAAGGUAGCACAGCAUGCGUUUAUUCGUAGCCUUCACCUUAAUGAACGGAAUGCAUUCGUGUGGGCCAACCUAGGGGCUCUAUAUCUCUUGAAUGACGAUUACCAAUUAGCGAAUGAAGCCUUUACACGAUCGCAAUCCGCAGACCCAGAUUAUUGCAACGCGUGGCUAGGCCAAGGUUUUUUGGCUAUGCUUAUAGGGGAUGCUGUCGAGGCACGGGAACUGUUUACGCAUGCGUUUGGACUCGGGAACGCGAAUGGUGUUUUCCCAAAGCAGCAAUAUGCCAUAUCAAUGUUCGAUGAUAUUAGUGUUAGCCCGGAAACUUCACCAACCCAAUUGCUCCAGCCUCUAUUUGGCCUCCAUCAGCUUCGUUCAGUGGACCCUUCUGAGUUAUUUUAUUGCCAUCUCUCUUCACUUUUUGCAGAACGUAUUGGUGAUCUUGAGGAUGCAAUAUCAGACCUAGAGAUCGUGUGUUCAGGGGCCGAGGCAGAAUAUGAGUCAACUGAGUCUAUAAACGCAUUGCUAAAGUAUGCCCAGGCAUCGGCAGACUUGGCUCGAAUACAGCUGAGGCAACUUGAAUAUGAAAGCGCUGCCGACAGCGCAGAAACAGCGAUAAGCCUAUCGUCCGAAGAAGGCGUGCGUGAUCAUAAUGAGGGGCUUUAUCAAGCAAUUAGAUUGUCAGCUCAUCUGACCGCUGGCUUGGCGUUUUACUACCUUGGUCGAAUGGACGAAUCUAUCGAGAUGUUCCGUGAUGCAAUUCAAGAGGCUGAUAAUUCUCCAGACGUCACAUGUCUGCUUGCACAGGUACUUUGGGCCAAAGGUGGUGAUGAGGAGAGGCUGGUUGCUCGAGAACAGCUUUUUGAGUGUGUAGAAAAACAUCCCGAACAUGUGGGAUCUAUCACUCUACUUGGAGUCGUUGCCUUGUUAGAUAUGGACGAGGAUGCUGUUGAAGCCGUUGAAUCGAACCUUCAAGCAAUGAGAGCAAGAAGCGAUUUGGACACCCAUAAUGCUGGGAAAAUUGUGAAGCUACUUGCAAGUAUUCCAGCCCUGAGAUAUGAGGCUCAAUCAGAUAUGAUGCGUGCCUCGAAGAUGUUGAAUCAAGCAACAACAUCUAUAAUGAUAUCACCAAGUCAAGCGCAAGGUUGGAUAGCCCUCUCUUCGAUGUCAACUGAAAAUUACCCCGCCGAAAUGGCUGUCCGAACAGCAUCAGUAAACAUACCACCUCGUGGAACACUCAAGGCCGAAGACCUUUGCGAAGCAUAUUCUCUAGUUGGUACGAGGAAAAGUGCAUUAUGUGCGGUCAUGGUAGCACCUUGGUCCAAAAAUGGUUGGAAUGGUUUGAGCCAGUGUUGCUCCUAA